Talpa occidentalis (Iberian mole) is the source of this 3169-nucleotide messenger RNA. It is a transcript of the gene MAN2B1, whose product is annotated as mannosidase alpha class 2B member 1. Bases 33 to 3116 code for a protein of 1027 amino acids. The transcript is spliced from 24 exons. Gene Ontology annotation, cellular component: lysosome. Gene Ontology annotation, biological process: mannose metabolic process. Lineage: Eukaryota; Metazoa; Chordata; Mammalia; Eulipotyphla; Talpidae. Gene Ontology annotation, molecular function: carbohydrate binding; alpha-mannosidase activity. The record is from RefSeq and is a predicted model, not a curated record.
CCCCGGGAGGCGGCAGCAGCGGCGGCGGAGCCAUGAGUGUCCGCGCGCGACUUUCUGGGGUCCGCGCUGGCGGCGGCAGGGGCGCGACGGGUUUCUGGAUGGACUCUAGUCUGCCGCUGCCGCCGCUCUCCUUCCUCUUUUUGUUCCUGGCGGCACCAGGCGCUUGGGCGGCGGGGUACCAGACAUGCCCCAAGGUGAUGCCGGACAUGCUCAAUGUGCACUUGGUGGCCCAUACUCAUGAUGACGUGGGAUGGCUCAAGACGGUGGACCAGUACUUUUAUGGAAUCCACAAUGACAUUCAGCAUGCUGGUGUGCAGUACAUCCUAGACUCAGUCAUCUCCGCUCUGCUAGCAGACCCUACCCGCCGGUUCAUCUAUGUGGAAAUUGCCUUCUUCUCCCGUUGGUGGCACCAGCAGACAAAUGCAACACAGGAAGUUGUGCGGGACUUGGUGCACCAGGGGCGCCUGGAGUUUGCCAAUGGUGGCUGGGUGAUGAACGAUGAAGCGGCCACCCACUAUGGAGCCAUCAUUGACCAGAUGACACUUGGGCUGCGCUUUCUGGAGAACACGUUUGGCAGUGAUGGGCGCCCUCGUGUCGCCUGGCAUAUUGACCCCUUCGGCCACUCUCGGGAGCAAGCCUCCCUGUUCGCACAGAUGGGCUUUGAUGGUUUCUUCUUUGGACGCUUGGACUAUCAAGACAAGAUUGUGCGGAAGGCAGAGCGGGAGAUGGAGCAUGUGUGGCGAGCCAGUGCCAGCUUGAAACCCCCUGCUGCCGACCUCUUCACGAGUGUGCUUCCCAACAUGUAUAACCCACCGGACGGUAUGUGCUGGGACACAGUGUGUGCUGAUAAGCCUGUGGUGGAGGACCCCCGCAGUCCUGAGUACAAUGCCGAGAAACUGGUCGCUUACUUCCUGCAGUUGGCUGCUGCCCAGGGCCACAGUUACCGAACCAACCACACAGUGAUGACCAUGGGCUCAGACUUCCAAUAUGAGAAUGCCAACAUGUGGUUCAAGAACCUUGACAAGCUCAUCCGGUUGGUCAAUGCCCAGCAGGCCAACGGGAGCCGUGUCAAUGUUCUCUACUCCACUCCUGCCUGUUACCUCUGGGAGCUGAACAAGGCCAACCUUACCUGGUCAUUGAAACAGGAUGAUUUCUUCCCUUAUGCGGACGGCCCGCACAAGUUUUGGACUGGCUACUUUUCCAGCCGGCCAGCCCUCAAACGCUAUGAGCGCCUCAGCUACAACUUCCUCCAGGUAUGCAAGCAGAUGGAGGCGCUGGUGGGUCCAGCGGCCAACGUUGGACCCUAUGGCUCUGGAGACAGUUCACCCCUCAAUGAGGCGAUGGCUGUGCUCCAACACCACGAUGCGGUCAGCGGCACCUCCCAACAGCACGUGGCGAACGACUACGCACGUCAGCUGGCUGAGGGCUGGGGGCCCUGUGAGGUUUUGCUGAGCAAUGCGCUUGCGCGGCUCAGUGGCUCCAAGAAGGACUUCAUUUUCUGCCGAGAACUCAAUGUCAGCGUCUGUCCAUUCUCCCAGAAGGCCAAGAGUUUCCAGGUCAUCAUUUAUAACCCCCUGGGACGGAAAGUGGAUCACGUGGUGCGGAUACCAGUCAGCAAACACGUUUUCAUUGUGAAGGAUCCCAAAGAUGCAGUUGUGUCCAGUGAUGUGGUGACACUUUCCAGCUCUGACAGUCAAGAGCUGCUUUUCUCAGCCUCAGUGCCUGCCCUGGGCUUCAGCAUCUACUCAGUAACUGAGGUGCCUGACCAGCUCCCAAGGACCCACACCUUGCAGCCCAAAUUCCACAAGCCCUUGUCUACCAUCUUGACCAUCCAAAAUGAGUACUUGCAGGCUAGGUUUGAUCCUGAGACGGGGUUCUUGAUGGAGAUACGUAAUCUGGAACGGAACCUGCUGUUGCCUGUUCGUCAGGCCUUCUUCUGGUACAAUGCCAGCGUAGGCAAUAACCUGAGCAGCCAGGUCUCAGGUGCCUACAUCUUCAGACCCUACCGACAGGAACCACUGCCUGUGCGCCGCUGGGUUCAAACCCGCCUGGUGAAGACAGCCUUGGUGCAGGAGGUGCAUCAGAACUUCUCAGCCUGGUGUUCCCAGGUGAUUCGCCUGUACCCGGGACAACGGCACCUGGAGCUUGAGUGGACAGUGGGACCAAUACCUGUGGGUGACAGCUGGGGAAAGGAGAUCAUUAGUCGCUUUGACACUGCACUGGAGACAAAAGGACUCUUCUACACAGACAGCAAUGGUCGGGAGAUCCUGGAGAGGAGGCGGGAUUACCGGCCCACCUGGAAGCUGAACCAGACUGAGCCAGUGGCAGGAAACUACUAUCCAGUCAACAGCCGAAUUUAUAUCAAGGAUAGUGAGAUGCAGUUGACUGUGCUGACUGACCGUUCCCAGGGAGGCAGCAGUCUGAGAGAUGGCUCCAUAGAGCUCAUGGUACACCGUAGGCUGCUUAAGGAUGAUGGACGUGGAGUAGGGGAGCCGCUACUGGAGGAAGGAUCUGGCCGCUGGGUGCGAGGGCGCCACCUGGUGCUGCUGGAUGAGGUCAAGACAGCAGCCGCUGGGCACAGGUUGCUGGCAGAGAAGGAAGUCCUGGCCCCGCAGGUGGUGCUGGCCUCUGGUGGUGGUGCCCCCUACCACAAUAAGAUCACACCAGUUAAGCAGUUCUCAGGGCUGCAAUGGGAGCUGCCACCCUCGGUGCACCUGCUCACUCUGGCCUGCUGGGGCCCGGAAAUGCUGCUCCUGCGCCUGGAGCAUCAGUUUGCAGUAGGGGAGGACUCCGGCCGCAACCUGAGCUCCCCAGUGACCUUGGACUUGAGGGACCUGUUCUCCACCUUCACCAUCACUCACCUGCGGGAGACUACGCUGGCGGCCAACCAGCUCCGCGCCAGCGCUACAAGGCUCCAAUGGACUUCAGACAUGGAUGCAGGACCUGCACCCCAUCCCUCUGGCUCUCAGCAGGACCCUACCAUCAUCACGUUGCAGCCUAUGGAAAUCCGUACCUUCCUGGUCUCAGUCCAGUGGAAAAGGGUGACUAGGCCUACUGGGGGCCUACGCCCCCAUCCUUUACCUGCUGCUGCUGCCGCCACGAACAAAAGCCAUUAAAGUGCCACUACCAAGACUUGGCUCAAGGUGUGACUGGAUUUUUUGGGGGAGAG